AUGGAUUUUAAGAAUGAAUCUGAAGUUGGUUCUGGAGCAGCCGCUUCAGUUUUUACUGUAAAUUGGAAAAAUUCAGUAUUUGCAAUUAAAAAAUUUAACAAAAUUUUAAGUAUGAAAGAAAUUACUAAUGAGAUUGAUUUAAUGAAAAAAGUUAAUACUCAUCCUAACAUUAUUAAAUUUGGGGAAUCACAAGACAUUCUUCAGAUAUUUCCGGUACCAUUUAAACGCGUAUUAUUCUGGGAAUUAACUAGUCGUUCACCACCUUUCGAUUCUGAGGAACUUACUCUAAUAGAUAUUGUCAAUGGUAAAAGAGAGAAGCCUAUUCCAAAUACAAAUCCUGAAUUUGUUAAACUUUACAAAGAAUGUUGGAAACAUGAACCAGAUGAAAGACCAGUUAUUUGUCAAUAUGAUAUUGAUGAGAAGCAAUUACAUAAAGAAAUGAUUAAUAAUAUAAAUGAAGGACUAGAAUUGGCAAUUCUAGAUGUAGACUUAUUAACUGAUAAAAAAUCUCUUAAAGAUGAAAAGUUGCUGAAUAGAGAUUCGAAACAUCAUCAUGUUAAUGUUAGCUUGGAUGAUUCUAUUAUGGAAGUAAAUUGCAGCUCUCUUUCUCUAACUUCUUUGGUUUUCAAUUAUCCACAGAAAAUGAUUUAUCUAUAUGAAAAUCAAGUAUCAACUUAA
Molecule: messenger RNA, 678 nt
Organism: Funneliformis caledonium
Lineage: Eukaryota; Fungi; Glomeromycota; Glomeromycetes; Glomerales; Glomeraceae
Source: the annotation of a GenBank genome assembly